AUGAAAAUUCCCAGGAUAGAGAAUACCCAGGACACAAAUACCCAGGACACAAAUACCCAGGACACAAAUACCCAGGACACAAAUACCCAGGACACAAAUACCCAGGACACAAAUACCCAGGACACAUAUACCCAUGCAACAAGGGAACGCUCAGGCGAACCAUCUGAGGUACUCAUUGCGAAAAAACAAACCCAGCCAGGAUAG
Messenger RNA from Aspergillus novofumigatus IBT 16806, 204 nucleotides. RefSeq lists its product as uncharacterized. The coding region runs from base 1 to 204 and encodes 67 amino acids. The transcript is spliced from 2 exons. The record is from RefSeq and is a predicted model, not a curated record. Lineage: Eukaryota; Fungi; Ascomycota; Eurotiomycetes; Eurotiales; Aspergillaceae.